Ornithodoros turicata is the source of this 984-nucleotide messenger RNA. RefSeq lists its product as uncharacterized. The record is from RefSeq and is a predicted model, not a curated record. Gene Ontology annotation, molecular function: nucleic acid binding. The coding region runs from base 1 to 984 and encodes 327 amino acids. Lineage: Eukaryota; Metazoa; Arthropoda; Arachnida; Ixodida; Argasidae. The transcript has a single exon. Gene Ontology annotation, biological process: DNA integration.
AUGCCGACGUCUGACGUCUCUUUCUCAAGCAUUGCCAUUGACCACGUCACCAUGCCGCCCAGCUCGUCUACUAAGUACAUUUUAAACGUCAUUGACUUUGCAACUCGCUUCAUUGCACCAGCUGCAGUUAGCUCCACUUCAGCACAAGACGUUAUAAAGCACUUGCAUCAGGUAUUUUAUAACUAUGGUACACCAGACCACUGCCUCUCUGACCACGGCUCAGCCUUUGAGUCGACAGAGUUCAAGCGUUUCAUGCGACUCCACUGUGUAGAGCUUCACUACUCCACAGCAUAUCGACCAGAAGGUAAUGGCCUUGUCGAAAGAAGCAAUGGGACUCUCCUCUCGGUCUUACGCAAAAUCUGCGCUCUAGAACCCCUAUCCUGGCCCAAGAUACUUCACGAAGCUGCCUUCGCUAUCAACACCUCAGUGAACUCAAGCACGAGCUUCAUUCCAUUUCAGCUGUUGUUUGGCUAUGUGCACAAGAUACCUCUGCAGCUCCAUCGCCCCAUUAAGCAAUCGGACUUUGCUGAACGCAUACUGGAUGUUGCGACGCAAUGGUCCGAAGCAGCCCAGGCUUCACAGCAAGAAAUCUAUGACCGCAACCACCGACCUCACAACUUCAGUGUGGGUGACCUUGUGUGGGUCAAACGCCAAGUACCCAUACAACACGGAAAACUGUCACCUCGUUUUAACGGUGUGUACCGUUUGGUAGAACAGCUGACCCCAGGAACCUUCAAAGCUCUUCGUGUGUCAAGUUAUGGGUCACGACUCUUGAACCAACCACGAAUGGUGCAUGUGUCACAGAUCAAGACAUACAACCCCCCAGUCUCGCCAGUCGCCAUUCCAGAGCCCAACCACGACACACAACCGGCAGAUCUUGGAGACACUCAGGCUUCUCCAUUGCCUUCUCAUUCGAGCAGCGAGCACCGCCCUCAACGUUCCAGGAGACGCCCAUCUCAUCUUCAGGACUAUGAACUUUAUUAG